Molecule: messenger RNA, 1347 nt
Organism: Echinococcus granulosus
Lineage: Eukaryota; Metazoa; Platyhelminthes; Cestoda; Cyclophyllidea; Taeniidae
Product: Elongation factor 1-alpha
Exons: 3
Coding region: 1-1347 (448 amino acids)
Biological process (GO): translation; translational elongation
Molecular function (GO): GTP binding; translation elongation factor activity; GTPase activity
Source: RefSeq, a predicted model, not a curated record
AUGGGGAAGGAGAAGACGCACAUCAAUCUCAUUGUUAUCGGUCACGUCGAUUCUGGUAAAUCGACUUCCACGGGCCAUCUUAUUUACAAAUGUGGUGGGAUUGACAAAAGAACUAUUGAGAAAUUUGAGAAAGAGGCGGCUGAGAUGGGCAAGUCCUCUUUCAAGUACGCGUGGGUGCUUGAUAAGCUCAAGGCUGAGCGUGAGCGUGGUAUCACCAUCGACAUCGCCCUCUGGAAGUUCGAGACUCCGAAGUACCUCGUUACCAUCAUCGACGCGCCCGGUCAUCGUGACUUUAUUAAGAACAUGAUUACGGGCACCAGCCAGGCGGACUGCGCAAUUCUGGUUGUUGCUGCUGGUACUGGUGAGUUCGAGGCAGGUAUUAGUAAGAAUGGUCAAACGCGCGAGCAUGCGCUUCUCGCCUUCACUCUGGGUGUGAAGAAGCUCAUCAUUGCGGUCAACAAAAUGGAUGCAGUUGAUUACAGUGAAAAGCGCUUCCAGGAGAUUAGUUCCGAAAUGAAGGCGUACAUUAAGAAGGUGGGAUACAACCCCGAUACUGUAAAUAUCGUCCCAAUCUCCGGUUGGGUCGGCGACAACAUGCUGGAGCCCAGUCCUAACAUGCCUUGGUAUAAGGGGCCCACGCUUCUUGCCAGUAUCGAUCUUGUCGAGCCUCCAACUCGUCCCGUGGACAAGCCCCUUCGACUUCCUCUUCAGGAUGUGUUUAAAAUUAGCGGUAUUGGUACUGUUCCCGUCGGCCGUGUCGAGACUGGCAUAAUGAAGCCGGGUAUGAUCGUCACAUUUGCUCCUGUCGGCAUUUCAACCGAAGUGAAAUCAAUCGAAAUGCACCAUGAAGCCCUAUCCGAGGCCGUCCCCGGAGACAACGUUGGCUUCAACGUGAAAAAUAUCUCUGUAAAGGACGUUCGUCGCGGUAACGUGGCUGGUGACUCAAAGAAUCACCCUCCUCGCGAGGCUGCAGAGUUCACCGCCCAAGUUAUCGUCCUCAAUCAUCCUGGCGAGAUUGGUGCCGGCUACACUCCCGUUCUGGACUGUCAUACUGCUCACAUCGCCUGUAAGUUUGCCGAACUUAAGGAGAAAAUCGAUCGCCGUACUGGUCAGGUCAAGGAGACUAACCCUGCGAAGAUCAAAUCCGGUGAUGCGGCCAUCGUUAGAAUGGUGCCCAGCAAACCAAUGUGUGUUGAGGUGUUCUCGGAGUUCCCGCCUCUGGGUCGCUUUGCUGUUCGUGACAUGAGAUCGACUGUCGCUGUAGGCGUGAUCAAGGCUGUAACCUUCAAGGAUAAGGAAGCCAAGGCCACAAAAUCUGCCCAGAAGGCCGCCAAGGCCAAAAAAUAA